This is a messenger RNA of Closterium sp. NIES-67, 2787 nucleotides long. The record is from the annotation of a GenBank genome assembly. NCBI's taxonomy places the organism in Eukaryota, Viridiplantae, Streptophyta, Zygnematophyceae, Desmidiales, Closteriaceae.
CGUGUCUGCCUCCCUUGCAUCCUGUUUCCAAGGCGGUCUCAGAUCAGACUAGCAGUGGUCGUAGCAUAGUUUCAUCCGUGCCUGUUUUCACUUUCCCCAAAAGUUCUAAGGAGCGGGUUGUAGCGGCACGACCAUAACAACAGGUGACGAGACGUAAUAUUACGAAACCCGUUUCUUUUCGUUGCUGGCGCUGCGGGGUCGCCGCGAGACACCAGCCAACCUUAGGGUAGAGCGUCGAGAGGAUUAUUGUAAGGCCAGUCCAGCAAGGUGCUAGUCACUUCGCCAGCUGGCAAGAUGCCACCGACUCAAGACCAGCGGCCGUUUCGGCACGUCAUCCGAGAUAGAAUGCUCAUAGAGAUGCUCCGAGGGUCGAAAUCAGCAGGCGGUGGCGAGUGGAAGGUUCUGAUCACCGACGCCUUCACCCUGCGCGUCAUGUCCGCGUCUUGCAAGAUGCCUGACGUCACCGAGGAAGGCAUUUCCCUGGUGGAGGACAUCAACAAGAGGCGGCAGCCGCUCCCAGCCAUGGAGGCUCUCUACUUCAUCCAACCGACCGCUUCCAGCAUCGGUCAGUUUAUGAAGGACAUGCAGGGCAAGUCACCUCUCUACAAAAAGGCGCAUGUGUAUUUCAGCCGCCCGGUCUCCAAGGACAACCUGCAGCCGAUUAAGGCAGACCCUCUGCUGCGCUCCCGCAUUGCGGCUUUAAGAGAGAUGAACCUGGAGAUCCUCACGGUGGACAUCCAGGGCUAUGUGACGGAGCACGACAGCGCGCUGGUGGAGCUGUUCAAGGAGGACAUCAGCACCAGGGAAUACGAGCUGCUCAUUGACGAUAUCGCCACGCGCCUCUCCACUGUCUUUGCCUCACUCAAGGAGUUCCCAGCAGUGCGGUACAGGGCGGCCAAGGCCACAGGCGCAGCAGUGAGCAUGCAGAGGAUGCGCGAGCUGGUGUCCACGAAGCUCGCAGCAGCAGUGUGGGACAGGCUGAGCAAGUACAAGACGUCCAUCCAGGGGUUUCCAACCAGCGAUACCUGCGACCUCCUGAUAGUUGAUCGCUCCGUGGAUGCGGUGGCUCCCAUCAUCCAUGACUGGAGCUAUGGUGGCAUGUGCUUCGACUUGCUGCCGGUUGACGGGCAGAAGUAUGAAUACGAGGUGACAGGGCAGAGCGGUAAGCCAGAGAAGAGGACAGUGCUGCUGGACGAGCAUGACCCUGUCUGGCUGGAAGUGCGCGACCUCUUCCUGGCCGAGGCAUAUGAGAAGGUGAAGGAGGUGUUUGACCAGAUCAGCGCCAAGACGUCCACCAGUGAUCUAUCCGGCAAGGAGCUUCACAAGCUGGUCCAGUCACUCUCCAAGUACCGGGAGCAGAAGGACAAAGUGGAGCUCCAUAUUAAGAUCUCGUCUUCUCUGAGCGAGCGCCUGAAUGCGGAUGGUUUGUUUGAUGUGGGGAAGCUGGAGCAGGGCUUUGUGUUUGGGGACUCGGGGGCGAGCUACAAGGAGCUGGCGGCGCUGAUCAACAAGUACCCCGACAUGAGCACGCACAACAAGAUGCGGCUGCUCAUGGUGUAUGCCGCCAUGCACCCCGAGAAGCUCGACCCGCAGAAACAAAACUUCUGGAUGAAGCUCGCCAAGCUAGACCAGGAGGACAUGCGCACGGUGAUCAACCUCGAGUUCCUCGGAGUGGGCAUCAACAAGGACGCCUCCUCUGGCUUCUCGCUGUCCUUCGGCAGCCGCAAGGAGAAGGGCCGAGUUCGCAAGGAGAGGAGGACGUCAGAAGAGGCCUAUGAGCUGUCACGCUUUUACCCGUUCGUCCAGGAUAUCUUGGAGGACUUAGACGAGGGAAAGCUCUCCCUGCAGGACUACCCCUAUGUGCAAGAGCCUGACUCCGGCCCCUCCAGCUCCGCCCGUCCCCGCGACCCCGUCUCCUCCCUCGGCUCUGCCUUUUCCGCUCUCAAACCCUCUGCUGACUCGGCCACAGCCGGCAGAGCAGGGGCUGCAGGGGGGGGAGGGUCGGCUCGGCCGGAGAAGCCUGCUGGGUCGGCGCGAGCGGGGAUGAGUGCGCGGAAGAAGGCGACUGGAGGUGCUGCGGCGCCUGCUCCGGCUGCGACUAGUGGGAGUAGUCUGGCGAGCUGGGCGUUGAAGGGAGUUGGGAUGGAGGAGAAGAGCUCGAGCUCUGAGCGCCCCUCUGUUUCCGCUGCCAGUUCGGGCCAGAAGGGGCGGCGGCUGUUUGUCUUCAUCGUGGGUGGCAUGACUCGGUCCGAGAUCCGCGUGGCUCACAUGCUCUCUCAGCAGCUCAACCGGGAGGUCAUUAUCGGGUCGACGUCGCUCGACACACCCAACAAGUUCAUUGAAAAAAUGAAACUUCUCAAGAAGUAAAACGCCAUCUGAUCGGAGCAUGCUGUUUAGGGCCCAGGGAGUGUUGGAUUGGGAUCCAAUGGAAAGGUAACAAUGGGUGUUUCAACUGGUAACAACGGGUGUUUCAGCUGGUACGGUAACAACGGGUGUUUCAGCUGGUAACAACUCCAUGCCGUCACGUCAUUAUAAUAUACCAUCGAUCCUGCCUGCUACUACCAUCAAGCAGACAUGAUGCUUAGACUAGGGGGUGAUUCAGCUUUUUGCCCCUUGACAAAUAUUAUUAUCCUACUGGUUCUUGAAUUAUAGGUUCUUGGAGUGUAGAUCUAACUGGAGCUGCUAAAAUGAGUUGAUUGACUUCUUCCAGAGCCACUGGUAAGGGUGGCAAUAGCAAUAGCAAUAGGGAGGUUUGGCAAUAGCAAACACUCACCCCUAGUACUGGAG